AUGCUGAGCAACCAUCAAGAAGAGUUCCUUGAGAAAAUUAGAUUUAAAGGCAAGGGAAAUCCUCGUCGAGCUACAUGGAUAAAAAGAGGAACAGAGGCAAUAAAAGCGAUUAACAGCAUACUCAGAGCACCUACACAUGACUUGGCCCUCUUUGGGUUGGAAAUAGUCAAAUGUCUGUAUAUGUACGAACAUAUCCUUGGGAUUCCAAGAUACUCAUUAGACAAGGCUCUUGUAAGCCUCUGCAGUAAAGUGUUUUUAGAAGAGAUUUAUAAUGAAAUUGAAAGAAGGAUCCAGUUACAUCUUGAAAAGAUGCUCAAUAAGGAAAUACACUCAAUCGACGAGUGCAUGAGUUACCUAAGUAGUCACAGGUCCUCACUGGAUGAAAUAAUUGUUGGGUAUCUCAUGAUAAGAUACAGGGUGUAUAAGGAAUAUAAAAAAGAGACAUAUUGCAUUGUUGAAAGAGUUGAUUCAAAGCUAAAAGUUAAGGCAAGGAAGGCAUUCGGCUUUUUAGUUGAUGGAUGUAGAACUUGCUUUUUAGAGUCUAAGGUUAAAGAGCUUCUAGCUCAAAGAAUACACACAGAAUUUAUAAUUGCAAAGAGAGAAGAGAUCUCCCAUGACCUUACCAAAGAUGAGAUAGAGUACAUAAGAGAAAACUAUCCCCUUGUAUCUUGCUUUUACAAUAUUCCAGAAGAUAUAGGUGUGCCCUAUCUACGCUUAAGAAAGAGCUUUGACGUCAGAUACUUUGUAGAUGUUUUUUGCUGGAAUGGAUUUGUUGAAAGCAUCGAGACCUUCUACGGAGCACACGAGGAAAAGCUCCUCGACACAGCUUUUUUAAGGGGUCUGUGCUUCCAGAUGUGCAUAGAUAGAAAGUACAAUCUGAACUUGAUGGAGAAGUUUAUAGAUAGAUCUACAUCUUUUGAGAAAGCAUUUAUGGAAGGCUAUAGAAAAGUGGUGUUCCAGGAAUACAAAACUGCCAAGGAAAGAUUCAGAAUGGUUCUAGAAAUUAUCAGGGACUUAAGACUAGGCAUUGUUCCGGAGAUUCAACUCUGGGUGUACGAUCUUCUUUCCAUGUGCCACAUGUUUUGUGGGGAAUACUUCGAAAGUGUGUUCUAUCUGAACAAGGGAAUUGAACUGUCUCACAGGUAUCAGCUAGGAUUCGUUUCUUUGCAUUUUCUCAAUUGCAAAUUCAUAGUGGAGAGAAUAGGAGGCAUACAAGGGCCCUUCCCAAAAAUUAGACUGGACCUGGAAGAAACAAUCAACUCUCGGUUUGUUAUUGAAAGCGAGCAGAAAGCGAUAAAUAACAGGAUUCUUACAAACCUUCUGCUCAAAGAUGACAUGAGUAAUCUCAGAGAAAUGAGAACUCUCGAAAUAUUUGCAAUGUUCAAGCCUUCCACUCUUUAUAAAGACAUAGAAAGAACACUAAGCCGUUUAAAAAAGUUCACGGUUGUAUCUCUAUAUUCGAUAGAUGGAUGCCUGUUUAUCAAUGACUUUAGAGGAUUUGUAAAGGUAGAUAGGGGGUUUGGAGACACUAAGGUAAAGAUGAAUGAGAUAUUGGCCAAAUCCAGAAACGUUCUCAAGGGAAAUGUAACUAGCGACCUAGACAAGGCAAGAUGGUGGAUGGAAAGAAUGGAACUGGACACACAAUUGGGAGAAAUCCUCCGCAGCGUAGGAGAUAAGUUUGAUAGGCUCUCAAUUGGAAAGGAUGUAAUUCUGGUUUUGGAUGAAACCACAACAGAGUUUCCAUUUGAAUCAAUCCCUGCUUUUAAGGGUAAAAGUGUGUACAGAGUUCCCUCUCUAGAAUACUUAGAGGAUGUUCCUGGACUUGAGAUAGAUAGGAAGUCAUUUUUCUACCUUUUGGAUCCGGAAAACAACCUCUUCAAGACUCGGGAAAGAAUAUCCGGCUUUCUUAGAUCUUCGGGAAUAAAAAAUGGAAUCACAGGAAGGCCUCCUUCAGACCUAGAAUGCAAAGAAGCCGAUGGUUACGACGUACUGCUUUAUUUUGGACACGGAAGCGGACUUAAAUAUCUGAAGGUUUCUGGAGAGGGGAAGAUUAUGUUUUUAUUUGGAUGUAACAGUGCCAAGCUUUUGUGUGUAGAGAAUUAUAAGAGAAAUGGGUCCAUUCUAAAACAUCUUAGGAGGAAUUCAAUGAUAGUCGGAUGUCUCUGGGAAGUCACCGAUAAAGACAUCGACAAUUUUAGUGUCAAGGUUAUUGAGAGCCUGAUAAACGGGUCUACUAAUAUUGGCGAGGUAGUUUCUAGGUUUCGUGAUGAAUUUAAGCUGAGGUAUCUGAACGGUGCCUCUGUAGUUAUUUAUGGCUUUCGCUAA
Encephalitozoon intestinalis ATCC 50506 is the source of this 2325-nucleotide messenger RNA. RefSeq names its product separase. Lineage: Eukaryota; Fungi; Microsporidia; Unikaryonidae. Gene Ontology annotation, cellular component: centrosome; mitotic spindle; nucleus. Bases 1 to 2325 code for a protein of 774 amino acids. Gene Ontology annotation, molecular function: cysteine-type endopeptidase activity. Gene Ontology annotation, biological process: proteolysis; meiotic chromosome separation. The record is from RefSeq and is a predicted model, not a curated record. The transcript has a single exon.